Schistosoma rodhaini is the source of this 1377-nucleotide messenger RNA. Lineage: Eukaryota; Metazoa; Platyhelminthes; Trematoda; Strigeidida; Schistosomatidae. The record is from the annotation of a GenBank genome assembly.
AUGCAAUUUACAACAAAUAGAACUAGACAUAUUUGUUUCCGAAACUGUGGAGUAACCGAAUUUUGCACAACAUUUGGGUCCAAAUUUUUCACAGCAGCAUCUAUAUACUGUAGUGUACAUUCUAUGGGAUCUGAUUCGAAAAUUCAACAGUGGAACUACAACUGGGAUAAGUCACAUGGUAUACAUGAUAAUUCAAAGUCCGGAUUAAAAUCAGAUACACUUAACGUAGUAAAACAUCAGCAACCUUAUCAUAAAUUAAUUAUUUUUAUACGUCAUGGACAGUAUCAUUUGAAUAGAAAGAAAUCAGCGGAAAAGGUCCUCACCGAUAUUGGUUGGCGACAAGCUUAUGCUACUGGUUGUCGACUUAGGGAAAUGGGAAUUAAAGUUGAUCGCAUUAUACAUUCAGAUUUAAUCCGUGCUCGACAAACUACAGCUGCUGUUUUAAUUGGCUUACAAAAUAAUGUUGACGAUCUGUUUGAUUCACCAGAAAUUGUUCAACUUGUUAUACCGUAUUCAUCUGAGUUAGAUGAUCCUAAAUCCUGCCCUGUUACACAAAAAUCUAACGAAAAAAAUACGAUUUCAGAGCCUAAAUCAAGCACUCCAGUGAAAAUGACAAUGAUUGACAAUCCAUAUACGCCUUAUGCGAAUGCCAUGUUCGAUUGUCAACUAUCACGUUAUCUUACUGAGGGUCCACCUCCUGUUGCUCCUGUGCCACCAACAUCAUCUACAAAAAAAUCUGAUCCUAUUCGUUCAAUAGAAGGUAUUCGUAUUGAUAAAGGAUAUGAAAUACAUUUACAUUGUAAACCAAUUACAAAACAAGGUAUUAUUGCAUAUAAUGGUUCAAUUCAUUGUUCAUUAAAUUGUUGUUCUAUUUUAAAUAAUCAUACUAAUCAUAAUCAUCAUCAUAUUAUUCAAUGUCAUUGUCCAUGUCAUCGUAUUAUACAAAAUCAACCCAUAGAAACUAUUCUAUUUAUUGGUCAUGCUAAUGUAUUUCGUUAUUGGAUAUGUAAAUUAUUACAAUUACCAUUAGAAGGUUGGUUACGUUUAAGUUUAGGACAUGGUAGUAUUAGUAUAUUAUUAAUAAAUAAUAAUGAAUUAAUAAUCAAUAAUAAUAAUAAUAAGGGUGAUAAAGAAAAAGAUAUAAAACAAUCAAAAUAUGGUUCCAUAGUAACCCUUAAUUGUCUUGGUGAUGUUGGUCAUUUACCACCAGAAUUAUUAACAUAUUAAUAGUAUUUCUCCCUCUCUCCCCUUCUUUCUCUGUCUCCCCCUCUCUCUCUUUCUCUUCUAAUGAUCUAUAUAUAUAUGCCUUAUUAUUAAUGAUUGUAUAGAUGUGUAAUUUAUAUAUAUAAAAUAUAUUGAUAAAGAUUUGAUUUUUAA